Apis dorsata (giant honeybee) is the source of this 379-nucleotide messenger RNA. RefSeq lists its product as uncharacterized. The record is from RefSeq and is a predicted model, not a curated record. The coding region runs from base 4 to 312 and encodes 102 amino acids. The transcript has 2 exons. Lineage: Eukaryota; Metazoa; Arthropoda; Insecta; Hymenoptera; Apidae.
UAUAUGAGUCAUAAGAUACUAUACAUGAAUUUAUCUUAUGAGAAAGUAAUAUCUUACAUAUUAAACAGUUUAUUGUGCGUGAUAGCAGAUGAUAGUCCAGUGAUCUUGACAGUUCAGGCUUUGACAUGCAGCAGAAGAUGUUACAGCGAUUCUCAACUUGAUGUUACUCACUUUCGAUUAAUUAAUAAUUUAAAUCAGAUGAUUAGAAUAUUAUCAAAGGAAAAAAACCAGAAAUCAAGAUUAUUUGCUUUGGAAAGAAUCAUGUCAAAAAAUUGGCAAAUAUUGGCUAAGGAAUUUCACAUAAUGAAUUAGAUAUUCUCUCUAUAUAUUAGAAGUGAAUAUGUUCUUGGAAGAUGAUUAGAAUAAUGAUUGACUUGAU